GCCUGAGGCGACAGAUUCCGGAAAGGGGAAGAGCAGCCAAUAUGGCGGCGGAGCGCGGCGCGGGGCAGCAACAGUCGCAGGAGAUGAUGGAGGUUGACAGGCGGGUUGAAUCUGAAGAAUCAGGUGAUGAGGAGGGGAAGAAGCAUGGCGGCGUCAGCAUUGUGGCGGACCUCAGCGAGCAGAGCCUGAAGGAUGGAGUAGAACGGGCCGCAGAAGACCCGGAAGAGGAACAUGAGCUGGCAGUAGAUAUGGAAACCAUCAGCCUGGACCGAGAUGCAGAGGAUGUUGAUCUGAAUCACUAUCGAAUCGGGAAGAUUGAAGGCUUCGAGGUGCUGAAGAAAGUGAAGUCACUCUGCCUUCGGCAAAACCUUAUUAAAUGCAUUGAGAACCUGGAGGAACUGCAGAGUCUUCGAGAACUGGAUCUCUAUGAUAAUCAGAUCAAGAAGAUUGAGAAUCUUGAGGCACUGACAGAAUUGGAGGUUCUAGAUAUUUCUUUCAAUUUGCUGAGGAACAUUGAAGGUAUUGACAAACUAACACAGCUGAAGAAACUCUUCUUGGUCAACAAUAAAAUCAAUAAAAUUGAGAACAUAAGCAGUUUACAUCAGCUGCAGAUGUUGGAGCUGGGAUCUAACCGGAUCCGGGCAAUUGAAAAUAUCGACACGUUAACCAACCUGGAGAGUUUGUUUCUGGGGAAAAACAAAAUUACAAAACUUCAGAACCUGGAUGCACUGACCAACCUGACAGUCCUCAGUAUGCAGAGCAACCGGCUAACAAAGAUCGAAGGUCUUCAGAGCUUGGUGAACCUCCGUGAACUAUACCUCAGCCACAAUGGCAUCGAGGUUAUUGAAGGCCUGGAGAACAACGAAUACAGACGCGCUCCCAGGGCAGGUCACUCAACAUCCGCCAAGUAUUCAAGGCCUUGUGGUGGUUUGAAAAGUCCUUACCUGCCCUGUAUCACACAGAUAGCCAGCACAAGGAUCAUCAGCUAUGUCCUUGCAUUUACCCUGGCCACUGCCUUCCUCCCCUGCCUCAGGCCCCACCCCCCUGUGAAGGCUGCAGAGUGAGCUCAGCUCUGCUGCUUAGAAGGAAGAAGGUGGCUCUUGCUCCCCUGCCUGUCUCCUGGAAUCCAAAGAGCUGAAGGGUUCCUUCUCUUGCUCUUCUUCCUCCUCCUCCCCUUCCUCCUCCUCCCCUUCUUCUUCCUCCUCUUCUCCCCCCUCCUCCCACUGCCUUUCACCAGCCUGCUCCACUCCUCCCACCCAGCUCCAGCUUCCCUUCAGAAGAGCCUUACACUUGCAGUUGCCUUUGGCCUCACCUGCUUUUCCUCCAAGUAUGAUUCAGGACAAAUAAAAUAUUUUUUUUCUUGUUCAAUUCUA
Apodemus sylvaticus (European woodmouse) is the source of this 1373-nucleotide messenger RNA. It is a transcript of the gene Ppp1r7, whose product is annotated as protein phosphatase 1 regulatory subunit 7. The transcript is spliced from 9 exons. Lineage: Eukaryota; Metazoa; Chordata; Mammalia; Rodentia; Muridae. The coding region runs from base 42 to 1064 and encodes 340 amino acids. The record is from RefSeq and is a predicted model, not a curated record. Gene Ontology annotation, molecular function: protein binding.